AUGGAGCAUUUUGACGAAACAAAUAACAAUUUAUCUUGGCAUUCAUUAGGAGAGAGAGUCAUAGAAGAAUACAAAAUUAUGAAAAAAAUAUACAAAAAUGCCAUUGAUAAAUUAACAGAAAGAGUUGAAACGUUUGUUGAAGAAGAAAUAAAUUCUCAUUACUCGGAUGUGGAUGUUACUGAUUUUAAAGAAGAUAUUGAAAAAUAUGACCAGUUAAUUGCUACAGGAAAAUUUUCACAAAAAAUUUUGGAAACAGGUGAAGAUUUGGUGGAAUAUUUUAUUAAGUUUAAGUAA
Molecule: messenger RNA, 294 nt
Organism: Meloidogyne enterolobii
Lineage: Eukaryota; Metazoa; Nematoda; Chromadorea; Rhabditida; Meloidogynidae
Source: the annotation of a GenBank genome assembly